Molecule: messenger RNA, 1335 nt
Organism: Alosa alosa (allis shad)
Lineage: Eukaryota; Metazoa; Chordata; Actinopteri; Clupeiformes; Clupeidae
Gene: ccndbp1
Product: cyclin D-type binding-protein 1
Exons: 11
Coding region: 84-1112 (342 amino acids)
Biological process (GO): regulation of cell cycle
Cellular component (GO): nucleus
Source: RefSeq, a predicted model, not a curated record
GAUGUUACGCUUGGUGACACUUGUCCUGUCAGGGAAGUCAACGCAACGAAGAAGAAGCAGCUGCAGUCCAUGUUGAUGUCAACAUGAGUGCUGACAACUCGUGUUCAGACAUAUUACUUCCUUUACGAAACCUUUGUAACUCUGUUAAGUGCAUACGAGACCGGGUAAAAGAUGGGGAAUCCAGCGAGUGCAGUAGUGAGUUCAACAUUAGUACGUUCUGGAACACUCUGAUUCAGUCUGUAAAGGCCACAUCCCAGGAAGCAACAAAACUCAGCCUGGCGUUCUCUAAACCGCCCCUCCCCUCCUCUCAGGAUGCAGAGAAGAUGGCGGACUCGAUUCAGCAGGCAGUGUUGGCGCUGUCUACAGUCUACUACUGGCUACCGAAGACCCAGGGAAUAAUUUUGAGAAGAGUUGUGCGAGAUGCCACUGCAGAUGUGCUUGAGGGAAUGGUUCAAUUGCUUGACAUCAUCCUGAACUCCCCCCUUCAAAGUUUGUCUCAGGAGCAGCUGAUGUCCACGGGAGGAGUCUGGGCGUCGUGCGACCGGUUUGAGCAGCUGCCAAGAGAUAACCGCGCUGCAGUGCUGAGUGUCCUGAGCUCUUAUCAGGGCGUGGUGAAGGAUGCUAUCGAGGAGAUGGAGCAGGCCCAGGCUGAAAACCAGGACCCUUUCGCCGACCUCCUGGACGAUGAGGACCUGGACGAGCGUGGCAACCGCGACACUUACUGGAGCGAGGGGGACCGGCAGCUGAUGGCUCCCUGCCAGGGCCUGAUGAAGGCGUCUUCGGCGUGCCUGAAGAAAUUGAGCUCGGCCGUCCGGGGCAACGGCAAGGUCGACACCCCCGACAAUGUUGCCCAGCUGGAUGACCUGGCCGACAUCACCCACGACAUCAGCCCCAGUGUUGAUGACUUGGCCCUCAGUCUAUAUCCCCCUAUGGAUCACACGGCAGUGGAACUCAACGCUUCUAAACUGGCAGCUGUUUUAAAGAAAGUUUUAGAGAUUAUCAGGGCGACCCAUGUAUGCACUGAAUCCGACCUGACUUGGGUCCAGUUUCUGGACGGAGCAGUAGAUCACAACCUACAGAAAGCCAGAAGAGCAGCUGAGGGCUCUGACUGAGCCGUGUGUGUGUGUGUGUGUGGGGCAAUGUGAGUGUGUGAAUGUGUGUAGGCGUGAUGAUUCAUACCUGAGCGCACAUGGAUUAUGAAGAACUGUGUGUGUGUGUGUGUGAGAGAGUGUCAAAGGAAACAUAACUGAGCUCAGAUAGACACCUACGAACUCUGUGUGCAAGUGUGUGGGUGUGUGGUGAGAAUUCAGAUUAAAUAAUCACGCCAAGACAGAU